ACACAGCGAUGAGAAAGUCAACGAUUGCGUGUCUGCUAGCGGUCGCACUCUGUGCACUGACUACACUGCUGAAUGAGGUGAACGCUCUAAAACGCCAAUCUGAGGAUACCGCAAUGGAUCAGGAUCGCGAUAGAGAUGACAAGCGUAGAUAUCAGCCGCAACCUCACUUGCAAUCCGAGACAAGAGAAAAAGAUAAGCUCUUCGACCCUGAAGAAGAACGGUUCGGUGAUGGAAACGUCAGUCCUCGAAGAAAUGUUGGAUCUAAACAAAGCGAUGCUGUUAGAGGCCGAGGAGAAAGCGAUCGCUUCCAAGAGGAAGACAUCAAUGAGGAAAAUAACAACAAACCGAACAGAGGUGUUAAAGUUGGCCACAAGAAUAUUGCAACAAGAGAAGGUAGAGAUAGAGUAGCCCCAGAGACGCCAAAAAAGCGAGUUACGAUUCCGGCGAAAAGAUGGAAGACAAAACCGUCACACCAUCAGACAAAGACUUCUGAUAUGUCGACGAUAACAACUGAAGAGCUGACAACAACAGCAAGUGACACUAGCGAAUCAACAACGAUGACUACGGCGGAGGUUCCUUCCGCUGAAGAGCUUACAACAUCUGCUUGAUUCGUAACUAUUUCCGAUGGGGAUUCCCAUUGCAUAAGUAUACGGCAAUAGAAGUGCCCAAAGAAUUCUAAUAGUUGGAAAUAUAAUA
Messenger RNA from Topomyia yanbarensis, 696 nucleotides. RefSeq lists its product as uncharacterized. The transcript is spliced from 2 exons. Lineage: Eukaryota; Metazoa; Arthropoda; Insecta; Diptera; Culicidae. Bases 9 to 608 code for a protein of 199 amino acids. The record is from RefSeq and is a predicted model, not a curated record.